GAUUUGUUCCACUUUAGAUGUACCAUGUAAUAAAGUAGUUUCUAGAUAUAUAUGAAAUAAUUCUGACAAUAGUCAUUUGUCGUUCUACUAUGUAAUAUGUUUAAUAAAAUAUUGAAAAUAGAAGAAAAUUAUAUUUAAUAUGAACUUAUCUUGUUAAGCUUUUAUGAUGGUAUGACGUCGUGAUUUUAUCAGUCGUGUACAGCUGUUUUAUAAUAUUUGUAUCUUCAUUUUUCAAUUAUUUAUACAUCGUAAGCUCAUAACUCGGAAAUACAGAAUAAUAUAAAAACUUUCCUUUUCGUCCAUAAUUGUUAUAUCUGUCUAGCAAAAUUGAAAAAUUAAAUGAACUGAAUGUAUUUUAAUAAAAUAUGAUAGUAUUAUUCUAAAAACCAAUGAAUAAUAUUUUAGUUACUUUAGUUAUAUGUUAGUUAGAUAGCAGAAUUAUUAAAACGAAUAAGAGAAAUACUACAAUUUUACCCAAAGCACCGAAAAAUCAUAUAUUAAGGAAAUAUCUUUUAUUGCCAAUUAUUAAAGGUUAAAGAAAAUUUCCAACGUUCUGUGAUUUUUUUCUUAUCGUUGAAGACAUAAUUUAACUUUCACUUUCUGAUGUGUAGUUCAAACAACGGAUGUAACAGGUGUCACCAGCACAUACGUGUGAAAGUCUUUACUUACAUUUCAAUAAAAAAAGCAAUAUAUUACAAAUAAGCAAUGGAAUGUUCACAAUUACAAUUUGUAAUCAAUGAAAAUUAUAACAAAAGCCAUAAUGUUUAUAUACAAUAUGGUACUGCCGGUUUUAGAACAACAGCAAACCUUCUUGGACAUAUUCUUUAUAGAAUGGGAAUUUUAGCAGCUUUAAGAUCUAAAGUUAAAAAUGCUACAAUUGGUUUAAUGAUAACUGCAAGUCACAAUAUUGGAUCAGAUAAUGGAGCGAAGCUCGUAGACCCAGCUGGCGAAAUGUUAGAAGCCUCUUGGGAACCCAUUGCUACAAAAUUAGCUAAUAUAGAAAAUUCAAAUUUGGUUUCUAAUUUAGAAGAAAUUAUAAAAGAGCAAAAUAUUAAUAUGUCUAUAACGGCAACUGUAAUAAUUGGUAGAGAUACCAGAGAAAGUAGUCCAAUGUUAUUUGAUGCUGCCGUAGCAGGAAUUCAAUCUAUUCCAGGUGGAAUAGUAAAGGAUUUCGGAAUAGUUACAACUCCUCAAUUACAUUACCUUGUUGCUUGUACAAACACUAAUAACAAGUAUGGUAAUCCAACGUUACAUGGCUAUUAUGAAAAAUUAUCAAAGUCAUUUAAACAUAUAAGACAAGAUAAGAUCAAUAAUGGUCGCUAUGUAGCAGAGUUGUCAUUAGAUGCUGCUAAUGGCGUUGGUGCAAUGGCUACAAAAGAAUUUCAGAAGUAUUUAGGAACAACUCUAAAAAUUCAUUUAUACAAUGAUGGAAAUGGGGAAUUAAAUUACAUGUGUGGAGCUGAUUACGUUAAAGUCAAACAAGUGCCACCUAUAAAUUUUAAUCUUACUACUAAUGUUAGAUCUGUAUCGAUAGAUGGGGAUGCAGAUAGAAUAGUCUAUUUUUACUUAGAUGAAAAUAAUAAAUUUCAUCUUUUGGAUGGUGAUAGAAUAGCAACACUUAUUGCUGGAUAUUUCAAAGAACUCUUACAGGAAUGCGGAUUAUCAUUUAAAUUUGGCUUGAUACAGACAGCUUAUGCUAAUGGUGGUUCUACUAACUACAUCUCAAAUAUACUGCAAAUUCCAGUUGUAUGUGCAUCAACUGGUGUAAAACAUUUACACAAUGAAGCAUUAAAAUUUGAUAUAGGCGUAUAUUUUGAAGCAAAUGGACAUGGAACUGUAUUGUUCAAGGAUAAUGUUAUUGAAACGCUUAAAAAUGCUAUUACAGAUCCCAAAUCGUCUACUUUUCAAAAAUCUGCUGCUUCUACAUUACUAAAUGUAAUUGAUGUGAUAAAUCAAACAGUUGGCGAUGCUCUUAGUGACAUGUUAUUAGUAGAAACUAUUUUACAUGCAAAGGGUUGGAGUAUAAUAGAUUGGGAAAAGAGUUACGAAGAUUUACCAAAUAAACAAUUAAUAGUAAAAGUUAAUGAAAAAAAUCUUAUAACAACAAUUGAUGCUGGAAGAAAGUGUGUAACACCAGAAGGAUUACAAAACGAAAUUGAUAAAGUGGUAUCACAAUAUAGGAAAGGUCGAUCCUUUGUUAGACCAUCAGGAACUGAAGAUGUAGUACGAGUAUACGCAGAAUGUGAAGAUCCAAAUGACCUCAACAAAUUAAUUACAGAUGUAGCGUUGCUGGUCUACAGACGUGCAGGCGGAGUUGGACCUGAACCUCAGCUUUUAUAACAAACAUUUCUAUAAUGUUUCGAAGUUCGUUUUAAAAUAUAAGUCUGGCGCAAGUAUUAAAUAAAAUGUAUGAAUAAUCUUAUUUUUUUAAAGAAUACAAACAAUCUUUAAAUAAAAUAAUUAGAUUCCAUGUAUUAAAACUUUAUAUAAGAGUGCUUAUGUGUGCAUGCAUGUGUUACGUAUUUUAUAAAAACAAACAUAUGAGAAAAAUUAAUGUAUGGCAUAAAAGGAUUUAUUUCGUAUAUUUGCAAGAGGAUAAUAAUAAUGAAGG
Molecule: messenger RNA, 2611 nt
Organism: Nomia melanderi (Alkali bee)
Lineage: Eukaryota; Metazoa; Arthropoda; Insecta; Hymenoptera; Halictidae
Source: RefSeq, a predicted model, not a curated record